Molecule: messenger RNA, 2078 nt
Organism: Carassius carassius (crucian carp)
Lineage: Eukaryota; Metazoa; Chordata; Actinopteri; Cypriniformes; Cyprinidae
Product: la-related protein 6-like
Exons: 4
Coding region: 14-1783 (589 amino acids)
Biological process (GO): RNA processing
Cellular component (GO): nucleus
Molecular function (GO): mRNA binding
Source: RefSeq, a predicted model, not a curated record
GAGACGCGAAGUAAUGUCCGCCGCGAUGAACGCGUUGCUGCGCUGCGUCGCGUUCCUGCUGCCGCCCUCCUGGCUUCAGUUGUGCUGGUGGGUUGGGGAGGCGUCAUGGCCCAAUCCCAGAGCUCGAUUCAAACACACAGAGCCUCUUGCAUAUGAGGAAGUAGCAGCUGAAGACGCGCCUUCCUGCUCUGAUCGCGACGCGCCGUCGCCGUCUCCGUGGCGGAGGAUCCUGACGCUCGCGGAGCGCGUCCUCUCGGCUCUCUGUGAUCUUCACACGCGUCUGGGGAGUUUGUGUUCGCCGCGCCGCGUCGCCGCCGGUUCUCCAUCAAACGCAGCCGCGGAAGAGGCGUUCACGGCGGGGAUCAUGAGCACCGAGGAGCCGCGGGAGAUCAGCGCUCCGGUCACCAUCACCGUGGCCAUCCAAGCGGCGGAGGACGAGGAGCCUGCCUCCAACACCACCGAGCUCCAGACGGGCAGCGACGACGAGCUCGCGAGGCACGAGAAGUCCAGCGGCGGAGAGCUGGAGGAGGAGAGCUGGCAGCUUCCGGACCCAGAGCUCAUCCAGAAACUGGUGGCACAGAUUGAAUAUUAUCUUUCGGAUGAGAACCUGGAGCAUGAUGCCUUCCUGCUCAAACAUGUCCGCCGCAACAAGCAAGGCUUCGUCAGCGUCAAGCUGCUCACAUCCUUCAAGAAGGUCAAGCACUUGACGCGGGACUGGAGAACCACGGCAUACGCCUUGCGUCACUCCGAGCUGCUGGAGCUGAACGAUGAGGGCCGUAAGGUGCGGCGCAGGACGACGGUGCCAGUGUUCGCCAGCGAGUCUCUGCCGAGUCGCAUGCUGCUGCUGAGUGAACUCAAGCGCUGGCCGGAGCUGGGAGUCGCACUCGGGGCCGACGGCGAGGCAGGAGCCACCCAGCAGGAGUGUCUGAUGGAGCUCCUGCUCAAGGCCUUUGGAAACUACGGGCCUAUCGCGUCGGUGCGGGUUCUCAAACCCGGGAAGGACUUGCCAGCCAAUCUGAAGAAACUGAGCGGGCGUUACUCACAGCUGGGAACGGAGGAGUGCGCCAUCGUGGAGUACGAAGAAGUGGAGGCGGCGAUGAAAGCCCAUGAGGCGGUCGGUAGAGAGUCGGGCGCUCGAGGGCCGCUGGGAUUGAAGGUGGUUCUAAUCGGCACCAAGCCUCCCAAGAAGAAGAUCCCAAAGGACCGAGACGAGGGAGUCUGCGUCAUCCGCAAGAGCCACUCGCUCAACAGCCGCGUCCGAGAGCUGCAGUAUCACGGCGGAGACGACUCGGCCGCGAGUUCCUCAGAAACGGAGAGCAAUCCCACCUCGCCACGUCUGGCCCGCAAAUCACGCUCCUGCAACAAGCUGAGCCCCACGAGCGGCGGGCCCAAUCACCUGAGUCCGGCGGUGUCUCCACGCUCCAGUCCCUGGAGCAGCCCACGAGCCAGUCCCUGCACCCAGCGCAAGACACCUCUCUCGGGGAAGUCUCCACUGGCCAGCGAGGAGCGCUUGAGCCCCGAACCGGGUCGCCGAUGGGCGGACUAUUCCUCGGACAGCAGCUUGACCCCUUUGGGAAGUCCUUGGGUCCAGCGGAGGAAGCAGGUGGCCAGUCAGGAGAGCAGCCCGGUGGGAAGCCCGAUGCUCGGGAGGAAGAUCCAGAAUGCUGAUGGUCUUCCUCCAGGCGUGGUUCGACUCCCGAAGGGUCCGGAUGGGACAAGAGGCUUCCACUCAUCUCCCUCCGUAGAGCGAGGCAAGGCUGUAUCCACUCAAACCUGUCUCUGAAGACCAUCCCUCUCGACCCUCGCACUCUCAAAGCAGUCGUGACAUCUCCGUAGGACUGGCCUGUCUUUUUGUAAAUCCUUUUCCUAUAUGCUAUUUUUGUUAACGUUUUAUACAUCUUAAUUUCUCACUGAAUGAUGGCACCACAACAAGAGGGGAGCUGUUCUGAAAGUGUUUUGGUUUUAAGUCGCAGCCGUGUUUUCCGUUGUAAGGAGAUUCUCCCGGUGUCUGACUCCGGUGUAAAUACUGUACAUGUGUUCUGUGUGGGUCGUGCUUCAGGCGCUCGGAUCUGAUGAAG